CAUCGAUGAGCUCCCGCUUACGUCGAUCCUAACAGCCUGGUCACCGGGCCCCCUGUUGUCUUGUUGACUGUAAAAAUCUUCUCGUUUUAUCACGUCGCGUUUUUGCGUAGGUGUGUUGGAAUGGUUCAGUCCAAGGUGCGCACACCUUUGAGACUGGGCAUCUUUUCUGUCAUGCGUAAGCGUCACUCCGCUCUUUCCACACAGUCAGGGAUCCUCCCUGGACAGAAUGCGUUCUAAACGGACCCACAAGGUAAUUGCGAUGCCCAUCGUUUGUGAAACACAAAGCGACUGAGUAAAUAGACGUCGUGAUCAACAAGCAUAUUCGCGCAGUAAUGUAAAGAUGGCGAGACUGCUUCACAACUUGCUGUUGUUGACAGUCGGACUUACGAUGAAAAUCAGACUUGUGGGAUACUGGUCCCUCGUAUACGGUUACUGCGCGCUAUGCACGGUCGUAGCGCUGCUCAAACUUGGAUGGAAUAUCAUAUUACGACCGUCAACAACCUUUCAGUGGACGAUUCGUGAGACACCCCCUGCGUGCCUGAAUGACACGUCCUUGGGAACCCACUGUUAUGUUAGGAUCAAGGAGUCUGGACUAAGAUUCCACUAUGUUGCUGCUGGGGAAAGAGGAAAGCCACUUAUGCUGUUUCUGCAUGGAUUCCCUGAAUUUUGGUUUUCUUGGCGUCACCAGCUGAGGGAAUUUAAGAGUGAAUUUCGUGUUGUUGCCGUGGAUAUGCGAGGCUAUGGGGAGUCUGACCUCCCCUCCUCCACUGAGAGCUACCGACCGGACUACCUUGUGACUGACAUCAAGGACAUUGUGGAGUAUCUGGGAUACAACAGAUGUUUUCUUGUGGGCCAUGACUGGGGUGGCAUCAUCGCCUGGCUCUGUGCGAUUCAUUAUCCUGAAAUGGUGACAAAACUCAUUGUGCUGAACAGCCCUCAUCCCUGUGUGUUUACUGAUUAUGCCCUUCGCCACCCUAGUCAGAUGCUCAAGUCAAGUUACUACUUUUUCUUCCAGUUGCCACAUUUUCCAGAGCUUAUGCUCUCCAUCAAUGAUUUUAAGGCACUCAAGAGUCUAUUCACCAGUCGCAGCACAGGUCUCAGUUGUAAGGGACGCUGGCUCACCAGCGAAGACCUUGAAGCCUACCUGUAUGCCCUCUCCCAGCCGGGAGCCCUCACUGGGGCCCUAAACUAUUUCAGAAAUGUCUUUAGUGUUCUUCCAUUGAGCUGGAGUGAGGUGAAAUCUCCUGUUUUGCUGUUAUGGGGAGAGAGAGAUGCCUUUUUGGAGCAAGACAUGGCUGAGGCCUGCCGUCUGUACAUCAGAAACCAUUUCCGCCUCAACAUCAUCUCUGGAGCCAGCCACUGGCUUCAGCAAGACCAGCCUGACAUUGUCAAUACACUCAUAUGGACUUUCAUUAAAGAGGGAGAGGGCCGAAAAAACUACAGGAACUUAUAACAGGAGGGGAGACCAUGGAUAUGCCUGUGAACAAACCAGUGUAAUGGUUAUUACAAUCAUCAUUUAAAAUUGAAUACAUCUCAGACAUAGAAACAAACCAGACUUUAGUGAAGCAGAAAUAGAACAAAAGCACAUUUUAAUUGGCAGGGGUUACUUGGACAUCAGUGUGAUUUUGAUCCAUUUUUCUCAAGUUUGCACAUAGAAUUCGCCUUAAAGAUGAUUGGUGACAGUAUUUAAAAGUGUGUUGCAAAAUCUCUGUAAGUUAUAUUGUGUGGUGCCUUUUGAGAUACCAUUUUGCAAGGUAAAAAAUGUGCCAUGUCUUUUUGAAACUGAGCUAUGGGGUUGUCACUCAUCGGAUUUUCUCUUCUCUACUCUACUCUAUACACACUGUUAUGGUCCUAAAAUCGCAUGCACCUUUAUCAGGUGUUGUCUUAGUGAUUUUCUUUCGUUUUUUGUAUUUUUGACGAUUCUUGGCUUCAACAUUUGUGAAUGUUAUUAUUUGAAUCCUCCUGUAUGAUAAAACAAAGUGAUGUUUUAAUAUUGUACACUUUUUGUAUUUAUUCCUAAACGCUGCAUCUUACAACGUAUAGAACCAGCUCUGUACCAUUUUGAUUUUAUAAGCAAAUAAAUGAUAG
Molecule: messenger RNA, 2088 nt
Organism: Triplophysa dalaica
Lineage: Eukaryota; Metazoa; Chordata; Actinopteri; Cypriniformes; Nemacheilidae
Gene: ephx4
Product: epoxide hydrolase 4
Exons: 7
Coding region: 341-1453 (370 amino acids)
Molecular function (GO): hydrolase activity
Source: RefSeq, a predicted model, not a curated record